This is a messenger RNA of Diatraea saccharalis (sugarcane borer), 1563 nucleotides long. Lineage: Eukaryota; Metazoa; Arthropoda; Insecta; Lepidoptera; Crambidae. The record is from the annotation of a GenBank genome assembly.
AUGUUGUUUUGGAUAUGGUGCGUGGUGUUAGUGGCGGCGUUGGUGCUGUAUCUGAGACAGAAGUAUUCCCGGUUUUCUGCUUGUGGAGUAAAAUAUUUAAGCCCAGUCCCAUUGCUGGGAAACUUGACGCGAAUGUUAUUCCGCAUCGACCAUUUCUCGGACCAGAUACUCAGACUUUAUAACGCAUAUCCUAACGAAAGAUUUGUUGGGCGAUUCGAGUUCCUGAGCCCAAUAGUGAUAGUGAAUGACUUUGAGCUAAUCAAGAUGAUCACCGUAAAGGACUUUGAAUACUUUCUGGACCAUAGAUCUAUGAUUGAUGAGAAAUGCGAACCGUUUUUAGGGAGGAACUUAUUUUCUUUAAAAGGCCAAGAAUGGAAGGACAUGCGAUCAACCUUGAGUCCAGCUUUCACCAGCUUAAAGAUGAAGCUAAUGGUACCUUUCAUGGUGGAAGUAGGUAAUCGGAUGAUCGAAACAUUAAAAAAGAAGAUCAAGCAGUCCAAAACCCGAUAUUUAGACAUGGAUUGCAAAGAGCUAACUACCAGGUACGCUAAUGAUGUCAUCGCCUCCUGCGCAUUCGGAAUAAAGAUAGAUUCUAUGGUCGAUGAGAACAAUGAAUUUUACCAAAUGGGUAGGGAGGCUUCCUCCUUCAACUUCAGACAGCUAGUAUUGUUCUUCCUAUCACAAAACUUCCCAAAGAUCAUGCAGUUUCUGAAGAUCGAAAUUUUCAAAGAAGUAACUAAGAAGUUUUUCAAACAAAUAGUGAUGGGUACUAUGAAUGAACGGGAGGCAAAGCAGAUUGUAAGACCGGACCUAAUCCACCUUCUCAUGGAGGCAAAGAAAGGCUCUGAUGCUGGAUUCGCAACUGUAGAAGAGUCAAAUGUUGGAAAAAGGAAUGUGGACAGAGUAUGGGCUGAUGAUGAUUUAGCCGCUCAAGCUUUUGUAUUCUUCAUCGCUGGCUUCGAGGGCAUCUCAUCAUUGAUGUGUUUCACUCUCUACGAACUAGCUCUCAACCCUAAUAUCCAGAAAAAAUUGUUUGCUGAGAUCAUGGAGAAUGAGAUCAAAAACAACGGCAAAUUCGAUUACACCUCCAUACAAAGCAUGGUCUAUUUGGACAUGGUGAUAUCAGAAGUGCUAAGGCUUUGGUCACCAGGAGUAGCGUUGGACAGGAUCUGCAACAAGGAUUAUAACAUCGGAAAAGCUAAUGAAAAAUGUGAUAAAGAUUAUAUUAUCCGUAAAGGAGAAGGUGUAAUGAUCCCUGUGUGGGGUAUCCAUCGUAAUCCUGAGUUCCACCCUGAUCCGCUCAAAUUCGAUCCCGAAAGAUUUUCAGAGGAGAAUAAACACAAAAUUAAACCAUGGACGUAUAUACCGUUCGGAAUAGGACCAAGAAAUUGUAUUGGUUCGAGAUUCGCAUUGUGUGAGGUGAAGGUGAUGCUGUAUCAGCUGCUGCAGCACAUUGAGGUCUCUCCCUGCGAUAAGACCGUCAUCCCGGUCAAACUUAGUACAGACACGUUCAAUUUGAAAAUGAAGGGGGGGCAUUGGCUCAGAAUGAAGUUAAGGCAAUGA